Parasteatoda tepidariorum (common house spider) is the source of this 1598-nucleotide messenger RNA. Its product is annotated as sorbitol dehydrogenase. Gene Ontology annotation, molecular function: zinc ion binding; L-iditol 2-dehydrogenase (NAD+) activity. Gene Ontology annotation, biological process: D-sorbitol catabolic process. Lineage: Eukaryota; Metazoa; Arthropoda; Arachnida; Araneae; Theridiidae. The record is from RefSeq and is a predicted model, not a curated record.
AUGGGCCUGAAAGUGAAGAACCAUCCUGAAAGUGAAGAACUGAUGGAGAUCAAUUUCUGGGACAAGAGCAGAUUGCGCAAAGCUUUCAAUGAAGGCCCACAGAGGGCUGUCGAAAACAGAGAAAUUCCCGUUCCACGACCUAAUGAGGUUCUGCUUAAAGUUCACUAUGUUGGUAUCUGUGGCUCAGACAUUCAUUUGUGGAAAAAAGGAGGUUUUGGAGAUUUUUUGGUGAAGGAAAACAUAGUUUUGGGCCAUGAAACAAGUGGAGUUGUAAUUAAAACAGGCGAUAAAGUCAAGCAUUUAAAACCAGGAGAUAAAGUAUGUGUAGAGCCCGGAGUUCCUUGCUCAAAAUGUGAAUUCUGUAAAAAAGGAAGGUAUAAUCUCUGCCCAACAACAAGAUAUGACGAUCCAACAGCAGAAUUCGGGUCGCUUUGCCGAUAUUACUGCCAAGAUGCCGAUUACUGCUUCAAGUUGCCAGACAACGUGAGUUUAGAGGAAGGUGCUUUAAUAGAACCCCUUUCAGUUGCUGUAUAUGCUUGCCGAAGAGCUGAAGUCUCUGCUGGAAAAACCAUUCUUAUAUGCGGAGCAGGACCCAUUGGAUUAAUGAAUCUUUUGACUUGCAAAGCUAUGGGAGCUUCUAAAAUUUGUAUGACAGACAUUAGUGAUGAACGAUUGGUCACUGCUAAAAAGCUUGGAGCUAUUUGUGGAAUGAACGUCAAGAAUAUUGAUAGUGAGCAAACUAUGGAAUGUAUUCACAAAUGUUUGGGUGGUCCACCUGACAUUACUAUGGAAUGCAGUGGAGCAGAAUCCAGCAUCAAUUUUGGUCUUAAAGUAACUAAACCUGGAGGAGUAUUAUUGAUGGUUGGAGUAGGCCCUCCCAGAAUCAGUUUGAACUUGGUCGACUCAUCAUUUCGUGAAGUCGACAUUCGUGGAGUUUACCGUUACGUGAAUUGUUUUCCUGUGGCUCUGGAGCUGGUCUCGAGCGGAGCUAUAGAUUUGAAAACUCUGAUCACCCAUCGGUACAAAUUAGAAGACGCUCUAAAGGCUUUUGAGACAUUUCUAACUGCAAAAGAUGGUGCCAUCAAAGUUCUCAUUAAGUGCUCUAAGUGACAAUGCGAUACCGUUAAUUAUCUCAAUGACGACUGUGCCAUCAAAAUUCUCAUUAAGUGCUGAAAGUAAUAAUGCGAUACCGUUAAUUAUCACGAUGAAGACUGUGCCAUCAAAUUUCUCAUUAAGUGCUGAAAGUAAUAAUGCGAUACCGUUAAUUAUCCCAAUGAAGACUGUGCCAUCAAAAUUCUCAUUAAGUGCUGAAAGUAAUAAUGCGAUACCGUAAAUUAUCACGAUGAAGACUGUGCCUUUACAAUUUUCAUUAAGUGCUCUAAGUAAUUGAGAGAAACCUCUGAUGAUCACAUUGAAGAAAAAUGUUUACAUCGUAUUGAUAAUACUGACUUUAGUUAAAAUCUUCAUUUGUCACUUCGGUCACUAAUCCAAUAGUCACAUAAAUCACUUCGGUCUUGCAAUCUUUAUUUUGUACCUUUUGGCAAUGUUUAGAUAUAAAUAAAUUUCUAUAUUUAUUGCAAUAAACCCUGUAUGCUAUA